AUGACGCGAGUAACCAAGAAGGUGUCCCCGUUGACCAAGCCAUCACGGCGGCUGCUCUGUCUCGGUCUCGAGGGCAGCGCGAACAAGCUCGGCGCCGGUAUUAUCAGUCACACGCCGACGGAGAACGGUACUCUCGUCACCGUCCUCUCGAACGUCCGACACACCUAUGUCACCCCGCCAGGAGAGGGAUUCCUCCCCAGUGACACUGCUCGUCACCACCGCGAGUGGGUGAUCCGCGUCCUGCGCGAGGCUGUCAAGAAGGCUGGCCUCCGGUUCGGCGACCUCGAUGUUAUCGCCUUCACGAAGGGCCCCGGAAUGGGCACACCCCUGCAGGUUGGCGCGCUCGUAGCGCGAACACUCAGCCAGUUGUAUGACAUUCCGCUUGUUGGUGUGAACCACUGUGUUGGACAUAUUGAGAUGGGUCGGCACAUUACGAACAGCCAGAACCCGAUCGUGCUCUACGUCUCAGGCGGUAACACGCAGGUGAUCGCCUACUCGGAGCAGCGAUAUCGUAUUUUCGGCGAGACGCUCGACAUCGCCAUCGGAAACUGUCUCGACCGCUUUGCGCGUGUUAUCAACCUCCCCAAUGACCCGAGCCCGGGCUACAACAUUGAACAGGCAGCGAAGAAGGGAAAGCGUCUCAUGCCGCUGCCUUACGGCACAAAGGGAAUGGACAUUUCGCUGGCGGGCAUUUUGACGGGCGUCGAGGCGUGGACCAAGGACCCGCGAUACCGAUCAUGGGACGACGUACCGGCCGCGUACUUUGAGGACGGAUUCGACGAGGACAUCAUCACCCCCUACGACCUCUGUUUCUCGCUGCAGGAGACGACGUUCGCGAUGCUCGUCGAGAUCACGGAACGCGCAAUGGCGCACGUCGGUAGCGCGGACGUGCUCAUCGUCGGCGGAGUCGGGUGCAACCUUCGUCUGCAGAACAUGAUGGGCAUCAUGUGCGGUGAGCGCGGCGGCAAUGUUUUCGCGACCGACGAGAGCUUCUGUAUCGACAACGGCGUCAUGAUCGCCCAGGCGGGCAUGUUGAGCUGGCGCAUGGGCAAGACAACGCCGGUGGAGAAGACCAGCGUCACGCAGAGGACGGAUGCUGUGCACGUUGCUUGGAGGGCGUGA
This is a messenger RNA of Trichosporon asahii var. asahii CBS 2479, 1122 nucleotides long. Its product is annotated as O-sialoglycoprotein endopeptidase. The record is from RefSeq and is a predicted model, not a curated record. Gene Ontology annotation, biological process: tRNA threonylcarbamoyladenosine modification. Lineage: Eukaryota; Fungi; Basidiomycota; Tremellomycetes; Trichosporonales; Trichosporonaceae. The transcript is spliced from 5 exons. Gene Ontology annotation, cellular component: cytoplasm; EKC/KEOPS complex. Bases 1 to 1122 code for a protein of 373 amino acids.